CGCCCGCCGAGGCGAGAGGGGACCGGCGCGGCGCCUUUGUCUGAACGGAGCGGCUCGCUCGGCUGCCCCGCGCGGGGCUCGGCCGCGGCGUUGCGCGGUGUUGUGGCGCGGGCGCGGCUGAGGCGGCGCCGGGAGCCUCCACCCCCGGCCCACCCUGCCCGCGGCUCAUCAUGUGACGCGGGAUUGAAGUGGAUCUAGGGACGAAUGGAUGACUGAAUAUUCAUAUGAAGAGGAAAGCCAUAAAAGACGUCAGCGCUUUUGAAAACAGAAUGUUAAUGCUGGAUGGGAUGCCGGCAGUCAGAGUUAAAACAGAGCUGCUGGAAUCUGAGCAAGGGUCUCCAAACGUCCACAACUACCCAGAUAUGGAAGCUGUGCCCUUGUUACUAAACAACAUGAAGGCAGAUCCCCCGGAGGAUUCAUUAUCUGCAGAUCAUUUCCAAACACAGACUGAACCAGUGGACUUAUCAAUAAACAAAGCCAGGUCAUCCCCUACAGCAGCUUCAUCUUCACCAGUUUCCAUGACAGCAUCAGCCUCCUCCCCUUCUUCUACUUCUACUUCUUCUUCUUCGAGUCGACCAGCUUCAUCACCCACAGUAAUAACGUCGGUAUCCUCAGCAGCAUCUGUACCAUCAGUAUUAAGUCCAGGUCCUCUCGUGGCCUCUGCAUCUGGUGUGGGAGGUCAGCAAUUUUUGCACAUUAUCCAUCCAGUUCCACCUUCAAGCCCCAUGAACUUGCAGUCCAAUAAAAUGAGUCACGUGCACCGUAUACCCGUUGUGGUACAGUCGGUACCUGUUGUCUAUACAGCCGUGAGAUCACCUGGGAAUAUGAACAACACUAUAGUAGUGCCACUGUUGGAGGAUGGGAGAAGCCACGUCAAAGCACAAAUGGACCCCCGAGGCCUAUCUCCCAGACAAAUUAAAAGUGACAGUGAUGAUGACGACCUGCCAAAUGUGACCUUAGAUAGCGUUAAUGAAACUGGAUCUACAGCGCUCUCCAUAGCCAGAGCAGUACAAGAAGAGAGCAUGUGGGGCUGUGCCAGGUCAGCUGCUAACCCUUUUCGUUUUUUCAACUCCAGUUCAAUUUCGCCAUUCAGUAUUGAGAGCACAAGGCGUCAGAGAAGGUCUGAGUCUCCAGACUCCAGGAAGCGGCGCAUCCAUCGGUGUGACUUCGAGGGAUGCAACAAAGUAUACACAAAAAGCUCCCACCUGAAAGCUCACCGGAGGACGCACACAGGAGAAAAACCCUACAAAUGUACCUGGGAAGGCUGCACCUGGAAGUUUGCUCGCUCCGACGAACUGACGAGGCAUUACCGCAAGCACACAGGAGUGAAGCCAUUCAAGUGUGCAGACUGUGACCGCAGCUUUUCCCGCUCAGAUCACUUGGCGCUCCACCGCCGCAGGCACAUGCUGGUUUGAAAAACGCUACCUAUUCCAGCCGAGCUUAAGAGCUGGGUCUCUUAACUACCCGGAGUGAAUUCAGCAGGGCUGAAUCCCCUUCUACAGUGUUAGCAGGCAGGGCUGUCUCUGCUGUCUGUAAGAAAAAAUAAUAACAAAAAACAAAUAGCAGGAAAAGAAGUGCCACUCUUCUCCUCGCCAUCUGAAGCUAACCCCAUCUGCCCCUCAGCAUGGUUACCCCAAAGGUGUCAUCACAGUCGCCAGGGAAAUAGCAGUCAAAAUGCUACAGGAAUGGGCAUUAUUUUACAUGCUGCAUCCUUUGAGAAAAAAGUGUUUAUAGCUUGUAUGUUUUUUCAGCUGUUGGACAUUUUGUUCCUGAAAAAUCGCUGCUGAUUGGAGGAUUAGAUGCCACAAACCGAUGAUGAUGAUGAUGAGAGCAAGAACGGUAGACCUUUGUUAUCCCUUCUUUUCCCCUUGUUUUGAAUACUACCUGGCCAGUGUCAGCAUCAGCCUGAGCAGUACUACAUAGGAGCUGAUGAGCUGCAUAGGAGUAGGCGAGAAGAUCCUGCUGGAGAGGUUCCACCAUCAGAGCUGAAGGGUUGCUGGAGCUGACUUUCGCAAUAACAAUGGUGGCAUUUUAAUGUUGUAUCACAAGUUGUCAUUAUGCCCUAGAAGACACCAGCCAUUUAACCCUUUUCUUUUAUCCUUUCCUUUCCUUUCUUUUCUUUUGUUGUUGUUGAAGUCUGUAAAACAAAAAAGGGGCAGCAGCAUUUCUGUUACAAGUACAGUGUCAAGUAUCUGUAUUUUACCGUUGACUUAUUUAGAACCAUUUUCUGAUUAAUAUAGAAAAAAACAAUCUAAAAACUACUACCCCAUUCUCAAAGUGCAGUUUUCUUUCAUGCAGGUAUCCUCUUCCCCAUGACAGUGUUUGAAUAUGAGGAAACAGUCAGAUCUUAUACUUUCUAGUACCAAGGUUAGUGGUGUAGCCAUCCAUGAAAUGGAAUUGAAUGUACCAACAGUGCAAAAUAGAGAAGAAACAGCUGCGUCUCUUUGCAGAGAAAAAGCAAUAAUGAGUAAAAUGGCUCUCAAGACAAUAAUUUACUCCACAUCAACAGAAGGGAGGUAUGCAGAAAUUGCACGUAAGAUAAUUUAAGUUAAUCUUCCUGAUGGUUUCACUGACCUGUUAGUUACCACAAUUAAGUACUUUCAUUUCCUUAAACAUAAUGCUUACUUGUGUCAGGAAAGCAAAACAUAUAAAGGAAAGAGCUGAGUGUUGAGGAGUCAGUGGAUGAACUGUAAGUAGGAAGAAGAAACAGUUGUACAGUGGUGCUCUGCAAGACAUUAGGUUUCUCCCUGGGAGUUAGAGAAUAACAAGACAUUGCCAGCUGUCUAUUAUGAUACAAAUGCUCCUUUAUAUGGGUAUCAGUGGCUGCCUCUGCUGGGAUUUUCAAUCCAAGCCUUUUCAGAUUAAAUAAAAGGAAAUUCUUGAUCAUUCCCAUACAGCUCUGUAAUUGUGAAUCAAUUUGUAUUAAUUAAAUUAUGUAGGGGAGAGAGAGAAACUCCUAGUCAUCAGUUGUUCGUGAAAACAGAAUAGUGUUUUUCUGUUUUCCUUCUUCACAAGGAUCUGCCUAUUCAGCUAAAUGAGACAAAGAGAAGGCUUGGCAAGAUUUUUUAAGUGUUGAGAUUUUUAUAGCUUAGAGAUAAAAGAUGUAUACAUAAAGGUCUUUUGCAGCAAUGCAUUUAAUUACAAAUAUUUGUUUCCAGAAAUUGCACAGAUUAAACUUGUGGUGCCACUUGUUCAUUUUUGAAGGUUAGAUCAGUCUGAAUUCAGUUCUGAUUCCCGAAAUACUAGCUAUGUUGGGAACAGGUUCUGAAGUCAAGAUAAUCUUUAAGAAGAAGCAGAACAGAGAACCCUUGCACACACUGAUAGUAAUUGCAGUUAAUUGAGGAUUAAUAAGACUGGGAUAAUACAUCAUAACAGCACUUAGGCGCUCCAGAGUUUGAUUAUCUUUAAAUACAUUGUUCAUGUUCCCCGAUACCGGAUAAUCUGUCAGUCCCCCAAAAGAAGAACUUCAGUUACUAUUCAGUAUCCCCUCUGGUGAGUGGUCAGUAUAGAAACUGCAGACAAAUUAUUAGCAGCCGUAGGUUCAUGCCCCCUCCUAGAGAUUUUCAAGGCAAGGCUACAUAAGGCCCUGGACAACCUGAUAUCACUGUGGUGU
Molecule: messenger RNA, 3613 nt
Organism: Tympanuchus pallidicinctus (lesser prairie-chicken)
Lineage: Eukaryota; Metazoa; Chordata; Aves; Galliformes; Phasianidae
Gene: KLF12
Product: KLF transcription factor 12
Exons: 8
Coding region: 225-1415 (396 amino acids)
Biological process (GO): regulation of transcription by RNA polymerase II
Molecular function (GO): RNA polymerase II cis-regulatory region sequence-specific DNA binding; DNA-binding transcription factor activity, RNA polymerase II-specific
Source: RefSeq, a predicted model, not a curated record